Molecule: messenger RNA, 2001 nt
Organism: Dendroctonus ponderosae (mountain pine beetle)
Lineage: Eukaryota; Metazoa; Arthropoda; Insecta; Coleoptera; Curculionidae
Product: G-protein coupled receptor Mth2
Exons: 8
Coding region: 372-1685 (437 amino acids)
Biological process (GO): cell surface receptor signaling pathway; G protein-coupled receptor signaling pathway
Cellular component (GO): membrane
Molecular function (GO): G protein-coupled receptor activity
Source: RefSeq, a predicted model, not a curated record
AUAAUAACAUAACAAAUAAAUAAAAUUUGCUGCUCAACUUAUCGGAUUCUUAGUAAAUAAUGCUAUAUUGGCCUAAUUUAAAUUAUCCCCGCAUAAACAGCAGGGCACGAGUAUCUUGACUCUUUGACACGAAGAUUACGCCGCUUAAACCAUAGCAGGCACAUGCAGUUUAAUUUGCGGUUUUGUGCAAUAAAGUCCUACUAAAGUAAAACAUCGAGUAAACAUAAAUAUCUGAAAACCAGUUCAAGUUUAUGAACUUCCAUAAAAGUUCUCACUAGUUUGCUACUGCUAAAGUAAUGCUGAAAAGUCAGUUGUAUUGCAGUAUCAAAAUGCAGUGAAAUCACCAGCAGGUAGAAGAAUCCGCAAGACAAAUGGGAAAAACAUUUAAAAUGUUUAAAUAUUUGCUUUUUCCUCUGUCAAUCCUUCUACUGAACACCUGGAUAGUGGCCGGGAUUUUCGAAUGCUGUCCUGGAGAGAAUAACGUAAUUUUCUUGUCCAACAGUUCAUGUGGUGAUAAGGAAUUAAAUAUAAACGCUACUAUUAAUUUGAACUGUAGCAUAAAAAUACCUCUUGCCAGAGAAGAUUGGGAAGAAUACGGAUUUAUCAAAGUAUUCGAUAAUGGAACAAUAUUAGAUAAUAGCAUGAAGGAGACAAAGUAUUGCCAUGCACUUGAUGGAGAUCAGCCGCCUAAUACUAACAAUUCAGUGUAUAUUUUUUGCUAUGAUCCCUACUGGGAAGACACUUUUGUGCUCGACAUGCUUCACAUCCAAAGUUUUUUAAUUUUAAUUUCGGCAACUUUCGUUAUAUGCACGAUUUUAGUCUACUUUAUGGUUCCCCGUUUACUGGAUUUACAGGGAAUAUGUAUGGUGCACGCACUAAUAGGACUGUCGGCGUCUUAUAUAUUUUUGAGUGUCGUCCAGCUGGCCAGAAUACCCGAUUACACCACCUGCACCACUCUAGCCUUCAUAAUUUAUUUGAGCUUUUUCUAUAUGUUCUUUUGGUUAGCGGUGUUGUCUUUCCAUAUUUGGAGAAUAAGCGUACAACCACAUCUUUCAGAAGGAACAAUCAAUUGGCCUUUGAUGUACCACAUUUUUGCGAUUGGAGGAACUGGGCUAUUCUUGACAAUUAUAUUAAUAGCACAUUAUUCGCCAUCCUCAAUUUUUGAUAGUAUUCGUCCAGGGUUUGGAGAAAGAUCGUGCUGGUUUCAAUCUAGAUCCAAAAUUUGGAUUUUUUUUUACGGGCCCAUAGUUGUACUUCUGAUAUUAAAUAUAUUAUUAUAUGUGUCCACCGUCGUUACUCUAUGGCCGAAAGUCAAUAGUACUCGAAAUAAAGUGUUAAAGUAUAGAGUGAAACUGUGCCUAAGACUAUGCGUUAUUAUGGGCAUUACAUGGUCCAUAGAAAUAUUUACAUUUAUUUUAAACAGCGACAAAUCGUCGACAGCAGGCCGAAUAGUGGUGUUUAUUCUGGAUUUGGUAAACACGUUGCAAGGAGUUCUGAUAUUCCUAAUCUUGGUGGUAUUCAGGAAACGUGUUAGAAGGGAACUGGCUAACAAAAACUUGUGCAACAUAAAGUUUCCAAAUUCGUGGAAAUACCUUGAAGAUGAAGAAAUGGACAGUGCGGAACAAAAAACAAACGGAACGAUUCUGUGUUAUAGACCGAGUGAAGAUGUUGACGCUGAAAUAUGAGAAUAGUUGAAGAUUCCUUCCUGUCCAAUUCAAUAUUGAGUGCCAUAUGGAAUGAUGGAACAUUAAAUUGCCAUAUAUUAUGUGCAAUUAAGAUUCCUUGCUAGCAAAUAGAUUAUCAAUUAUAAUUUGAAUUUAAAUUAUCAUGACAUUUAACGGAAACAACGGUGGAAUUCUAAUACGUGCCAUUCUUAGUGGCGACUGAUGUGAAUUCAGAAAGAGCAACUGGAUUUAUUCUUAUUUACAUACACGUAUAAUCUGUAUAGCUGUGAAUAAAAUGAUGUUCUUGUAAUUUAUUAAUAUAUUUUUGUACCUAGUU